ACGACGCAGACUUCGUAUCCCAGCAUGCAGCAGGAGGCCGUUGAGAGAUCCAGCAGCUGGUAGUUGGAAGAGCGCCGAAGCAGGCAGGAGCCAACGGCCAGCAGAGCCCACACAUUUCCUCCUCCAUGUGAGAUAAACUGAGCCGUUUACCUCGCAGGCUACAGAAAAUAUGCUGUUCGGGCGCCCGCUGUGUUCUGCGAGUGAACUUUGAGUCUUCGUUGUCAGCCGGCUCUCAUUUUGGAGGAUUCCUCCCUCCAUCCCCCGGAUCGCAGCGAACAGGCAAUGACAACGGUCUCAGCAACCCCGCAGCAGAUGAAGGACCGGCUGCUGCUGGCCAUUGACAGUCAGAGCAAUAUAUGUGAUAUGGCGGUUGUACUGGAAGUAAUUGCCUGUCUUGAGAAGUAUCCAAUUACCAAAGAAGCACUUGAGGAAACUCGGCUUGGAAAACUGAUCAACGAUGUGAGGAAGAAGGCCAGGGAUGAAGACCUAGCGAAGCGAGCCAAGAAACUGUUAAGAAAAUGGCAGAAUCUGAUAGAACCUGGGCCGGCCGGGGCUGCCAGUGUCCCUGGAUCCACCAACGGCAGCUCUCAUCCCUGCAGGACGGAUUCCUCCCCUGCGGACCUCUCCGUGUCGGGGAAAGGCGUCCCUGAGGUCAAGACCAGAAACGAUGUCCACAACACGUAUUCGCCCAAAGCUGAGAAAUCAAGCAGCCGGAAGCGACGGGCGGAGCCCAGAGACGGCGGGGUGUACUUGCCCGAGAAAAUCGCCAGGAUGACGACGACGUACGACAAUUCUGUUUCACCGCCCACCAAUGGGAUCGCUGGCAGCCCCGUCACGCUGCUCGACCAGGAGGCGGUCCCGUCUCCGGACAGAUCCCGGGUGGACCACCCUGAAAACGACAAAGUUAACAGGAUUCCCAUAAACGCCGUCAAGCCUCGGCCCAGCUCUCCCGGAGCGGCCAAGCCGCUCAGCGCUUCCUCCUUGAUCAAAGUGGCCGUGAUGCAGCAGCAGGCUAGGUUGGAUGAAGGCGGUGGCGGUUUCCAGGCCAGGAGUCCCCGUAGCGUCGCGUCCAGUCCGAGGAGCGGAAAGCAAGACUCUGUGUCCAAGCGCUCAGCAGCAUUCGCAGCUAAAGGGACGCCGAUCCCAAGCCCAUCUUCCAGAGACUCUCCCUUGCCUUUUUCUCACUCUGUGUCCUCCCCAGGCCAGGCGCCUUACGCUAAGAAACUGCCACAUUCUUCUCACAGGGCUCCCCUGCAGUCAGCCAGUACGUCAGAAACCCCGUCUCACUGCCCACCCCACGACAUCGCCGCAGCGCUGGAGUCCCCGUCGCUCUCCCCCUCCCUGCUUGCUCCUCAGCAGAACUCCGACCUGCACAGAUCGACGUUCGAGGGAGGCACGACGGUGGGUGAGGACGCGGACGGCACGACGGCACCCAGCCUGGACCAUAAAAGGAGAAAGUACAGGCCGAGAGACUUCUCUGUGAACUUAGACGGUCAAAAAGUAGAGGACACAACGAAGCCUGUGAGGUUAAAAGAGCGCAGGAUAACGUUCGACCCGGUCACGGGCCAGAUCAAACCUCUGGUGCAUAAAGAACCCUCUCAGGCAGAGGACGUCCCCACUCCAGACCCCGCAGAGUCCCGGCAGAGAACUGAGAGCGUCCCCCCCCAGCCCACUGCCACCACCUCCACGCCCGGCCCCGCCCCCGGCCCCGGCCCCAACCCCUUCCGCCAGACUAACUGGAAGGAGCUGUCCAGGAACGAAAUCAUCCAGUCCUACUUGAACCUUCAGAGCAACGUGCUCACCUCCUCAGGGGUCCAGGCCCCCAGCGCACACUUCUUCAUGUCUGAAUAUCUGAAAAGGGAAGAGCAGGAGACCAAGGAGCUGAGGAAAACGCACGUGUUGCAGACGGACGGCUCGGUGGGCGAUUUGCCGGGGGUGAGUCGAGAGCUGUCGGCGGAGGACUUGGACAGGAUACACACGCGGAACUGGCCCGGUGUUAACGGUUGUUAUGACACCAAGGGCGCCUGGUAUGACUGGACAGAGUGCAUAUCACUGGACCCUCACGGGGAUGAAAGCAAAUUGAACAUCCUGCCAUAUGUUUGCCUAGACUGAGAGGUUCGGGGAGGCUGCUGUUUCUUCUCUAAGUUCUUUGUCUCGACCGAGACCAGAUAGUUUGAUUUAUUUUUUUUUUUGGGUUUCGUUUGUCCACUGUGAGUUUGGCAAGAACCAGACCUACUAAACUUCCCUCCCCAUGGCUCUUUCUGUGAAAAUCUCUUGAGACUUUGGUAUUAAAAGCAUAAUGAUUGAAAGCAAAGUUAAGUUUAUAAUAUCAAGGGCUGUUUCUGUUUUGUUUCUGAAAGUGAAAGAGACGAGGUCCGUGUUUCAGAGAACUGAUGCUGGCAGCGGAGGCACAGAGGAGAGGGCAGCUUUAUUUCUGCCCACCUGUAACGUCAGCGCCGUGUUGACCUGUGAAGGUCAGAGCGGCGCUGCUGUUUCAGGCGCAGAGCCGUGAUCCUGUUUUCUUUUUCUCUCCUCGUUCCUGGCGAGGGUCUGCAGGAUCCUGGGGUUAAACGUAGAGGGAGGUCCUGGGUUUGGCUGCUCUGUCCGGACCGGCGUGCUGACCUUACCUAGGCACAGUCCAAGCUGAACGUGUCCAGAAUGUCACAUACUGGAACAUGUUUGGCAGUUACAAGAGGCUUUAUGUGAAAUAUGAAAAGUAAAUUAUAAAUUUCUUAUGUAUACAUCUAUUUAUUUUUGACCAGUUCAAUUAUGGGAUGCUCUAAAGAAAAAAGCUUCUCAAAAAAAAUGUUUUUUUUUCUUCUCCUUUUUCUGUUUUAAAUUACAGUGUUGUCAUCAUGAAUCUCCCAAACGUUUGUGUAGCUUUUCUUUGAGAUUGGAGAAAUAUUUCUGGUUAACAUUCCAAGUCGACCGUUCACCAACUCCAACUCUUUCUGUCUCACCAUAAAGCUCCUAAAGGUCCAUUCAGUGCCAGGGCACGCGCUUUUGGACGCCUCCAGAAGUGCUCAUUUGUCACUUAGAGCCGGUCAGCGGGGGUUGAAACAUGUCCAGUAACGCUCCUCAGGUAGGUCAUCGCAUGCCAGAGUCAAAAGGAAGGACUUGUGUGAACGGCGAAGCUCGUUUAGUUACCCUGGAAGACUUUGGUUGCCUUCUGAAGUUCUGUCUCAGUGUUUCUGAGUGAAUGUACGGUCACCCAUAUGAUGGGCCCAAAAGGUUAUGUGCAGAUCUGGAGGUAGGGUUUGUUUUGCUUCCAUGUGUAAGCGCCAUGAGGAUCAAACGUCGUGGCAUUUCCCAUCCAGUGAGCGACAGUGUUGGAUCUGGUUCCGGUUCUUAGCGCCGCUCGCUGCCGCUCUCACGUGAUUGGAGUGCAGAUGGGCCCGUGUGUAGCCUCUGUUCAUUCUUUGGGUUUGGUUUUUUCUUCCCCACCAACGUGCCUUGGUAAAUUCUAAAUCUGGAUUUGCUUCCGCAUUAAAGGCGUCUGUCUGUGAGUUAAUGCGUGACAACUCCAAAUCCCACAAUCGAUGCGCGCCUGGUAUAUGCACAGAUGUCUGUUCCUUUUGUACGCAGCGCUCUGCGGGGGGGCGCAGGUAACGGUGAACUGCACAACAACACAGCUGGCAAUAAAGGACGAAUGCGACAACAGGUUAAGGAUCUUUUUUCUGGAGUGUUGACUGGGGCGUCUUUAUUUGUUCAGUGUUUAACAUCUCUAAAUUGUUUGAAAAAAAUAAAAGAUCUAAAUCCUCCA
Molecule: messenger RNA, 3763 nt
Organism: Fundulus heteroclitus (mummichog)
Lineage: Eukaryota; Metazoa; Chordata; Actinopteri; Cyprinodontiformes; Fundulidae
Gene: crsp7
Product: cofactor required for Sp1 transcriptional activation, subunit 7
Exons: 3
Coding region: 283-2112 (609 amino acids)
Biological process (GO): positive regulation of gene expression; regulation of transcription by RNA polymerase II
Cellular component (GO): core mediator complex; mediator complex; nucleus
Molecular function (GO): transcription coregulator activity
Source: RefSeq, a predicted model, not a curated record